This is a messenger RNA of Helobdella robusta, 3528 nucleotides long. RefSeq lists its product as hypothetical. The record is from RefSeq and is a predicted model, not a curated record. Gene Ontology annotation, cellular component: voltage-gated calcium channel complex. The transcript has 23 exons. Gene Ontology annotation, molecular function: voltage-gated calcium channel activity. The coding region runs from base 1 to 3528 and encodes 1175 amino acids. Lineage: Eukaryota; Metazoa; Annelida; Clitellata; Rhynchobdellida; Glossiphoniidae.
AUGCCUAAACCAGUCGGGUAUUAUAGUUAUUCGAAAGAGGACGUUGGCACUCUGUCCGGCGACGUCCAAAACUGGGCCAUGAUGAUACAAAAUUAUAUCCUGCAGCUCGCAAAUGAUGGAAUAAAGCGAGAAUACACUCAAAGUCUGUUCGAUUCUGCCAACUACACAUACGAAGAUAAGGAUGGUGAUCAUUUGGUUCAGCAAGUCAAGGCAAGCCUUGGAGAAUAUUUCCUUAAGAAGAAAAAAGUUGCCAAGGCUCUGGCUGAAAAAGUGAUAGAAUUGUACGACAGGCAACUCUUGAGAAACUGGACGAGCGGACAGAGCAGGUUGUACACGCUCAACAAAUCCAUCUAUAGAGAUUCUGACAUCCCUUCCAGAUUCCCGGAUCAACUGAUUUUCAGUCCCUACUUCAAACAGCCGGUCAGUUUCGUAAGUUCGACGGUGAAAAUUUCUGACGAGGUUCCGAGGGACGAUAGGGAGACCAUUGAUACAGUGGCCUGGUCGGCAGGGCUCGAAGAUAUCUUCAAGAAAAAUUCUAAACUAGAUCCGCAACUUAGAUGGCAGUAUUUCGGAUCGACAGCGGGCCUAGUCCGUAUCUAUCCGGGUCGGGAAUGGAAUACGAACUUCGCCGGUUUUUACGACGAUUACGAUCCGAGAUUGCGUCCGUGGUACAUCGCUGCUACCAGUGGCCCAAAGGAUGUUGUCGUCAUUCUGGAUUGUAGAUGGCACGAAUAUAGGACGGAAGUGUUGAGUUGCCAGGCGGAAAACAUGGUUCAGGCCACGCUAGCCCACAAGAAAGACCUCAUUGCCAAAAUACAGAAACUGAAGCCAGGAGGAACCAGCGAGAUGGAACGAGGAUUUGAGCUGGCAUUCGAUCUACUUAACGGCCGAACAAAAACCGGCUGUCAGAGCAUCAUCGUAUUCGUUACCGACGGCCUCGAUACCGACGGUGAAGAUGUCCGAUGCGGACCGGGGCAAUAUUCCCGUAGCGGUUUCACCGCGGGGCCAAUUUGUAGAUAUAACUGGACAAAAGUUUGGCAGAUGGUUGAUACCAGGAUCAUCUAUCAAAAGAAACACAACGAUGCUGAAGUAUCAAAAGAAUUCACUGCCAACAACAACAACAACAACAACGACAACGACACAACGGAUAAAUCACGAACAACAACGACAACAACAUUGAAUGAGGAGAACAAAUACACGCGAACUGCCAACGAUCCCAACUACAAACACGACAUUUUUCUGGCACCGCCUACACGAAUAUUCAGCUACUUGACAGUAGAAGACGGUGAAGAGUUUCCAGGAAGAAUUUCCUGCCCCCACAGAGGAAGUUUCAAAAAGAUCAGCACAGGUGUCAACCUCAUCUCCCAAAUGUUUGACUAUUUCGAUUUCCUGUCGAGUAACUCGCGAACCGACGAGGGCCUAUGGACGUCACCCUACUUGGAUUCAUGGGGUCUCAGUUUGAUUGUCACUAGAGCUCUACCCUGCAUCAGCAAGGUCACUGGAAAGGUCAUUGGAGUCGUUGGUGUCGACGCAACUGUUGAGGAUAUUGAAAACUUUCUGAAUCGACAUCAGUGGGGCUCGGUAUAUUCGUUUCUCAUGAAUACCGACGGUGAGACGAUUUUUCAUCCGAGAUUGAAAGCCAGCGAGAAUUUAGUUGCAGACCCGAUAUUCAUACCGAUCGAACAACUGGAGCAGGACAAAGAGGGCAACCCCAAAGAGUUCUCGAAAAUAGUGAAAGAUAUGAAAGCCGGUCUGACGGGCAGUUUGAUCAUUCCUCACUCGCGUCCCGGACGCAAGAAAGGCGAAUACACGGCGGCAACCUUCUACUAUGCAGCUCUCGACGAUUCGGAAUUCGCCUUUGCGUUCAGUCUUUCAGAUACGGACAAAGUGUUCAGACGAGCACAGCAGCCGAAAAAUUUGGACACAUACGACAAAAGUUUCUUCAACCUGCUCAUUGAAUACAACUCAACUCUGGGCAGGUCCGAAUUGAAAGGAGUGUUUGAUUAUUUACAGGUGAAAGAAAAUGAAAAACGCUUUCCUGGUCUGCGUGUCUCCUACCUUCACUCCAGCAUCUUUCUCUCGCCCAAGUGCCACUGCGACCCCAACUCCUACUUCUAUGACGACGAUCUGGCCCGCAAGACCGUCGAUGCCCACCUCUACAUCAACAACCAGACCGGAGAUGACGGCUGUGACAAGGGGGGAAGAUAUGUUAAGGGCCUGAGAGCAGACGUAUUCAUAUCGCAACCGGUAGAGAAGCUGUGGCGAACAAGGUCGUUCGACGGCAUAGAGGACGUGAAAUGGACGUAUGUGGCCAUGAGGAGCGGGGUCUUCAGGACUUAUCCGGCCCACCGUUCUCGUCGGAACUACGACCCAACCUCUCGAGAUUGGUAUAAAAGGGCCAACAAAGCCCCUUCGAAAACAGCCAUUUCCACGGCGUACCCCGAUUCAGCAGGGGUCGGCAAGAUUAUUACCCUGUCGAGGGCACUGUUUGAGGGCAUGACCUCUAGGACCACAGAGGAGUGCUUAACUAUUUCUACUGUUGGUCCGUGGCCUGGCGGCUGUGUUUGCCAGAAGGAUGAAGAUUGCGUCAGUGCCCAAUGCUACUUGAGCGUGGCCCCAGGACCGAACAAGGAUUUACCGAGAUGUGCUACCGAACGAGUUGAAGCGGUUACGAGUCUCGACAUUCUCUACAAACGAUUCCAUGAGAUCACCAUGGCCCUCAUGCAGGCCAGCAAUGGCAAGAGGUCAUGUGGUCAGACGUAUUUGUGUCCUGAUGGAGAAGAGGUGUGCGAGACGAGAUGCUACCUCUUCGAUGACCGGGCCAACAUGAUAACUGACCCUGACUUCUUGACGGCCAACGACCUUGACGAGAGGAAGUACAAAGGGGUGACCAUGGGCAAAAAAGAAGGUGAAAUAAUGAAGGAACUUAUUUAUAAACAUGGGUUUUUCCAGAGAAAGGAGUCUCUAGAUUUUCAAGAUGUCUGCAGCAUUUCUCCGUACGCGCCCAAGGUUACUUUAGAAGGGAUUCCGCAGACCCCAGAAGAACUGGACAACUACUACAAGAACAAGGGCCCGAUACCGAAGUUCACGAACGAGUAUGGGUGCAUCACUGACGUUGUCGAAUAUUUUGUCAUGGAAUCGGCGCUCGGACCUAGCGGAGUUAUAUCUGGAAACGUAUCCGGACCGUGCAUGUCCGGAUAUUACCACGUGACUGCUCUCCCCAAAACGAACCUUUUCCUGUUGGUGAUUGAAAACUGGAAGCAGUACAAAGACACGUUCUUCUUUAAUUUCAACUGCAAGAUAACUCAGAGUAUCGUAAACUCCGGAUCCUACCGAAUAAUUAACGGUACUUGCGCCCAUACCGAUAUCGCUAGGUCGACACUUGCUCAGAUGGGGAAAUGUCCGAUGCUCAGGAAUGUCAACAUCACUUGUCGGUAUAAUAGGGAUGUGUCGGUGAAAUACUCGCGAAUAGUCGCGCCAUUGAAAAAUAUAGGCACUGUUUAUUUGAUGAGCGUCUUAUAUUUCUAG